AUGGACCGUUCGAUUUUGACAAUGUCAUCUAACAAAAUCUCACCGAAUUGUUUGAAACUUGUUAAGGCUUCUUCUGAUGACCGUGAUGCCCGAGUCAUAUCCUCCCGGAUGGGUAUGACUGUUCCAGAAUUCAUGAACGUCCUGGGUUACUCGAGUACUACUGAACAAAAUAUCUCUAAUUCAAGUAGUUUGGUAUGGCCCAAACAUACAGAGUUAGAGGUCAGAGAUCCCUGGUCAUCAGUUUAUCAAUAUGAACCUACUGAUGUUAGCUGGUGCAUUCGUUUUAAAGCACUAGGGUGUUAUAACUUUAUCCCACCUCCUUUCAUAAACCGUUCUUAUAAAGUACCAACAACUCCCAUCCCGGCCUCUGAUCUUAACAAAAGUACGCCUACAAUUGACCAAGUAUCUCCCGGUAGUAGGACAAUACAUACACUCCAGAAGAUAAGUACAUCCGAAAAAUCAAAUGUGGCUCCAGGGACUAUCACAUUAGCUGAGCGUCAUAAGCUAUGGGAAGAUCUGUUAUUGUCUGAUAGCGAAGAAGAAAAUGAAGAGAAGCCAAGACCAAGAACAUCGUCUAGAACUAUUGCCGUUGAGACACCAAUAGAUGACGGUGAUAUGUUGGUUAAACCAGGUGAUAAAAGCACGUCAGAGAGCCUUUCUAUUCUCAAUCAUGCACUACGUCCACCACCACCAUUCGUCAGUCCACUCUCCAUCCUAAAUGCUGACGGUUCCGGAACAGAAUCUCCUAUUCCAAAUACCCAAAAUGGCUUCAUAGAUCUGCCGCAAAUUGAUGUUAAUAAACAAGAUCCUCUUGAAUCAAAGAUAUCCGGGCGUAUUUCCGAGGCUCCGACCGAGUGUGUUGUGAGCAAAUCUGAAAAUCCAAUGUACUUAUCUGGAAGUCGACCAUCUCCUUUAACUGCAGAAAAUCCAUUACGAAAACAUUAUCCAGAAGAUUUUAGGACGUCACUUCCAAUCAACAAUUCAAGUGAUAAUAACAACAACGUUUCUAGCAGGUUGACAACAGUUACAAGCACUACAACUCCAAAAUUGACAAUACAGAAGCCAAUUCUAGUGUUGAGUGAUAAAUCCAAUUCCAACCAUGAUAUCGUAAUUAAGCCCCGUACUGAUACAAUAACAAAUAGGACAAGCGAAUAUUUCAAUGAGCAUUGUAAGGGUCCUGAAACCAAAAAAAAUUUCAUUCAACGUUUGCUUUUCGAAUCAGGACAGUUUUUAACUCAGAAAGACUGUCUGAUCACAGAGCUCAGCCCAAUCCAUCAUAGUGACCCAGUUAAUAUACUUACAAAACCAUCUCAGGUAAUUGAAGAAAAAUCUGUGUUUACUGAACAAAAGUUGGAGAACGCAACCAAUUCUCCUGAUGCUCAUCAAACACCAUCAGAUGAUUCUAAUUCAAAAAUCAACUGCAAAUCAUCGCAUCAAGAAUGUACCCGCUCAGAUGGUAAGAAUGUAACACCGGAAAAAUCAAAAACAAUGGGUCACCAAUCGUUAUUCCAUUCUAACCGUCGAAAAGAUGUCGAAAAAGUAGAUGCUCGAACUGAAGAUAAGACUUUUAAACUUAAUUCUGUUUUCGUUACUCAGGAAGGAUCGAAUGAAUUAUCCAUUAACCGUAAUUGCCUUUCUAGUUUAUCAUGUCCCGUUGAUGAAUACAUCCCACCUACUGCUAACUUAACUCCAGGAUUGGCGAAACCUAUCGAUACACUAGAAAAAGAGCUCAACAGAUCAGAUGUCAAUGAAAUCACGGAAAAAAAGACGGGUAAUAACGAAGUUCAGACUCUUAUUACAAAUAUAGAUAAAUCUCAUAGUUAUAUGAAUAAUUCCAGUAGCAUGCCGCCCCCAGCUCACGAUUCCACUGGUAAGAAGCUAAAAAGGCGAUCAAAAUGCAGCUCAAAACUUACAGUAUCCAAGGUGUCAGUCACAACACCUAGUUCUGAGUUAUCGACUCAUGAACAACCACAAAAUGAUUCUGAUAUGAAGAAGGAUAUCAAUGAUUCUGUUUCCUUAGUUCAGAAUACUGUGGGUAUUUAUCCUCUUCGUGACAUCCCAUCUGACUGUUGGAUAUUUCCUGACUUAACGGUAACCAAAGUUCGUAAUAAAAUACAACAGUCCUUCUCUCGGACGUCAAAUUCCUCACCUAAGAAUGAAGAGGUUCCCAUUAGUUUUUCUUCAUCUGAUUAUCAUUUAAUUAAAAAAAUGAGAGAUAUUCUGCGUGGUGCUGUUGAAAAUGACAGUUCAGUAAUCUCCAAGACCAAUCAAAGUAGACGUACUCGCUCCAGGUCACUUACAGGUAUUUUACUCGUCCCACCACCCAGUUUCACUGGAUCAUGUGAAACGAAACAAUCACACCAUCUAGCAGACGAACCUUCGUCUCAUAAGAGUUACCAUGAUAUUUACACAAUGACGUCGCCUCAUCUUAAUCGAACUACCAUCUUAAAUGAUGUAGAUGUUCAAUGUGACAUAUGGCCUAGCAGUAGUAAUAAUAAUUUGAUAUCUAGUCGUUUUGUUUCACAGUGUUCCGUUGGUAUAAUUAGCACUCCUACUCAAAAGCCUCUUGGUACUGUGCCCCCAAUUCUCCGUGAUCCAGUCUGUGAUCUUACUAACUUGUCAUCAAAUAUUGCUCAGAAUUUACCGCAGUUGGGUGGUCAAUCACUCCCAUGUAUGAAUCUCUCUGAUAGUUUGCUUUUUAUUGAGGAACAAUUUGGCAGGAUCAUCAAACAGGAGAAUGAAAAACUACAGGAUAGUAACCCAUCGAGUGAAAUAUUCAAAGCAGAAGAAUGUAAAUUCGAAGCAUCUAAAUGUUGGAAAGCGUUAGUUAGCGCUAUAUCCUCUUGUUCUCGUGAUAAUAGUUCUAGUGAAGUACCAAAUCGUUCACAGAUGCUUCUUAAUUUACAACCACUUCAUGAAUAUCCAGUACAAAUGACUAGAUCAGUAAAACACUAUUUAGCUGCUGCAUACAUCUUUGAAUCCAAAAAGGAAAUACUCAGGGCUAUUGAUAUGCUUACUGAAGCAGCUAAUCAAAUUCAACAUUGCGUUCGUCGAAUGCAUCGAGUCGAAGCAAAAUUAACUAAACGUCGUAAUCAUCGAACUGAAGUAGAGAAUUCUCCUGAUACAAAUGAAUUAACAAUCAAAGUUAAACGCGAUGCUAGUUGGAUGUACUUAUGGUAUUAUGUUUUAAUGAGAAUCAAAGCUGCCGUUGGAUUUCAUACAUAUCGUUUAAGAUUACAGUCAAUAGACAACUUGCGUGAAGAGAUAGACGCAAAUCUUUCUGUGGUAAAACAGCACAUUCCUAACCUAAAUGAUAAUAUUAGUUUGCCAAAAGUUUCGGAUAGUCCUUCUUCAUCAAAACCAUCUUCAAUUAAGUCGAAAGUUACAUCUAAUUCGUCUUCUGAAGAUUUGAAGAUGUUGGAAUCUUUAGUUGUCCAAUUUUCUCGCUUUAAUCAAUUAACAUCUUGUGUAUAUAGUGCAAUGAUAGAAUGGCAACAGGCUGAUGAACUAGUUACAAAAGUUCCACAUCUUAAGUCACCCGUUGGACGUAAAUCAGAAGGUUCAACUGAUACUACCGGUUAUACUUCAUUUUCAGGACAUUCAAGACCAAUUCAUACUAUAGAUAUUGACAUCGCCAGUUCAUCAGAAGGAGCAUAUAUCAAUACUUCUCAAAUCCCCAUUCUAAUUUUGUUACGUUAUAUGGAUGGAAUUUUUCAUGUUCAUCCACUUAUUAUUGAUCAGUUGAAAUAUCCUUCUGUACAAGAGUCAUCUCAGUUGAAAAAUAAUAGUUCAAGUGAAAUUCAAAAUCUAUCUACUGUUUCACAAGAACAAAAGUUUGUAACUUCAAAUUCCACCUUGAUAACUGACUCGGUUCCCGUAUCUGAUACGAUCUUGUCAACAGUCUCUAGAACUCCUAACAAACAACAACAGCCAUCAAAUAAUUUUGCACAAUCAAAGUUCGAAAAUACUGAAGCUAAUAACGUUAACUGCCACCCAGAACCUCCCAGUACCCAUGGCAUCGGUGAGCGGCUUUUGAAAAAGAAGUCUCACAAGAAACACUUUUCUGAUGCUAACCCGUCUCCGAGCUUAGUUUCUUCGUCUGUUGCGAAACAAUUCUCACUUCAUCAUUUCGGUGCUUUAGAUGAGAACUGUUCUGAUGCCUCUGUACCUUCCUCUAAACCUGAUAUAUCCAAUAUUCCUAAACGGAAAUCCAAAAGACGACGUUUACUGCAGUCUAAUGAGUCAACAGAUAUAUUACCCUUACCCAUAGAUGCUUCUUCAACUAAUACAGAUACUGAUUUGGAUAGUUAUGGACGAUCAGCUUCUUUUAAUAAGUGCAAUGAAUCACCUGGGAAAAAAUCCCAUAAGCCUAAAACUGUACGUAAAUUAAAUAAUCUUGAGCCAGAGUGCUUUGAAAAUCGGAAGCUCGAUCGUAUUGAUAACUCAAGUUCACAGGAACGUGGAUCACAUGCAGAUGGUCACUUAUUUUCAAAGAAAAAAUCAAAACGAUCGCACACACACACAGAACAUAUAAAACCUAAUUGUAAUAUGGUUUCACAUCCUUGUAGAAUUAUUGCUUCUGAUGAUCAGUCGCCUGGUGCUUCCCCUCCUCCAUCACGAAAAUUUUGUCGCAGCAAGAGUGUAGCACCGAUUGCACCGAAAUCUCCUUCUAGUCAUAUCAGUUCACUUUCAAAUGUACCUAAUGUAAGUUGUCCUAUUUCAGUUGAAGAUAAUACUUAUCAGCCGAAAAGAAUUAAACCAUUACAUUCUAAAGUACACGGACGACGUAUUUCCGAUUCUCAAUCUGAUUCUGACUCUUUCCCGACACCAACCUAUAAACCAUCGAUCCCCGUCGAUUCUCCAGAUGCAAAGAACAAACAUAGUCAACGUCGCCGUUCUCGUUCAGUCCAUCUCUCAUCAUCAAGGCGAAAAAAUGAGUCACCUGUAGAAGUCCCUAGCAAUGCUAACGCAUCUGAAUUGUCACAAGACUCUAUAGGUUACAGUCCAACUAAAAGAAGUCUAAUAAACGGUGGCGCUUCAAAUAUACCUGACGCAAAUUCUUUACCUGUUUAUCAUGUUUCUCAUAUUUCCCCAAGUCCACCUCCUAAGUCACAAUAUAAAAAUAAGUCUAGUAACAGUCAGAAUGAUUUAGUUCGAUCUAAAAGUUCUCACCAUUCUAACUUUAAAUCACAAUCAUCAAUUGUUAAAUCAUCAUCUGAAGUCCCACCAUUUUAUGCCCGUUGGAUCAAGGAGCCUUCCAGUACGGAUCGCUUUUCUAGUACUUCAUCAAAUAAUAGUAAUAUUAGCAAAAAACACCAAGCACAAUGGUAG
Schistosoma haematobium is the source of this 5331-nucleotide messenger RNA. RefSeq lists its product as uncharacterized. The record is from RefSeq and is a predicted model, not a curated record. The transcript has 9 exons. Bases 1 to 5331 code for a protein of 1776 amino acids. NCBI's taxonomy places the organism in Eukaryota, Metazoa, Platyhelminthes, Trematoda, Strigeidida, Schistosomatidae.